CAAGGCUCCCUGGAAACAAUUCAUCGGCUCGGAGAAGUUGAUAUCGCAACCAGUUGUGCUGCACACGUCCACCGCCGGUCAAAAUCAAGAACAUCUUUCCGAUACUUCUAGUCCUGCUCUACUUGGCUUAAUUGAUCGAAAUCGGAAAUCAGGAGUAAUGACCAUGAUGAGAGCUCUACCGGCAUCCACUUCUUACGCCGUUGGCAUUCGUGUUUCCUCUUUCACAACCUCUCCUACGCACCUCGCUUCCCGUCGACUCGUCAUUGCUAAAGCUGAACCAUCAGAUAAGUCUGUCGAGAUUAUGAGGAAAUUCUCAGAGCAGUAUGCUCGUAAAUCUGGCACGUAUUUUUGCGUCGAUAAAAGUGUUACUUCUGUAGUUAUCAAGGGAUUGGCUGACCAUAAAGAUUCAUUAGGUGCACCACUUUGCCCCUGCAGGCACUAUGAUGACAAAGCAGCAGAGGCAACACAAGGCUUUUGGAAUUGUCCUUGUGUUCCCAUGAGAGAAAGAAAGGAGUGCCACUGCAUGCUUUUCCUCACUCCUGAAAAUGAUUUUGCUGGCAAAGAGCAGAUCAUUUCUAUGGAAGAAAUCAAAGAAUCAACUGCCAACAUGUAGUGAGGUUUCUUCCUCCUUUUGGUACACUCAUUACAUGUAUAAUUUUGUAUGCUUUAUAUCAUAUUAAGCUAUCCAUCAA
This is a messenger RNA of Cynara cardunculus var. scolymus (artichoke), 692 nucleotides long. Its product is annotated as ferredoxin-thioredoxin reductase catalytic chain, chloroplastic. The record is from RefSeq and is a predicted model, not a curated record. Bases 158 to 613 code for a protein of 151 amino acids. The transcript has 7 exons. NCBI's taxonomy places the organism in Eukaryota, Viridiplantae, Streptophyta, Magnoliopsida, Asterales, Asteraceae. Gene Ontology annotation, molecular function: oxidoreductase activity, acting on iron-sulfur proteins as donors.